CACAAUGUGGCCACUUCAGUGUGCUGUCAUCAACCUUGAUGAAGUGAAAAACAGUCCUUUUGUUGUUGCUCUGUUUUCUGGAGCAAAGAAACCAAAUGAUUUGGAGUUUUUGAGGGAUUUUAUGGAGGAGCUGCAAGAACUGAUGGAAACAGGCUUUAAAGGGAAGAGAAUUGUCCUCAAAAACAUCAUAUGUGAUGCACCAGCACGAGCCCUAAUCAAAGGAAUAGUUCAGUUUAAUGGCCGCUAUGGCUGUGACUUUUGUGAUGUAAAGGGAGUUCAUGAGAGCAAAAUGCUUUUUUUGUAUAAAGGAAAUCUCAGAACCAAUGAGUCAUUUAGACAGAAGACAAAUCCUGAACAUCACAAAACAGAUAGCAUUCUUUUGAAUCUGGACAUUGAUAUGAUCAGGCAGUUCCCAAUAGAUCCCAUGCAUUGUGUAGAUCGAGGAGUGACUAAGCGAAUGUUGAUGCUGUGGAAAGAAGGACCUCUGGCCCAUAGAUUAUCAGCUGGACAUCUUAGCACCAUUACUUAUUUUCAUCAAGCUGUCCGACAUCACAUACCUCCUGAAUUCAAUAGGAAACCCAGGGGGUUAGAUGAACUGAAGCACUGGAAAGCAACUGAAUUCCGAACAUUUUUGCUUUAUACUGGACCAGUGAUUUUGAAAUAUGUUCUCGAUAAGGAGAAGUAUAUUCACUUCCUUUCACUUAGUAUUGGAAUGCGCAUCUUGUACAGUGAAAACCUAAUGGAGCAUCGUGAUUAUGCAGAUGAGCUGUUAACAUAUUUUGUUGAAAAAGGUAGCAGCCUGUAUAGCAUGAGUUUCAUCUCAUAUAAUGUGCAUUGCUUGCUACAUCUCACUGAUGUUGCAAAUUACAACAGAUCAUUACACUAUUGUUCAGCGUACAAGUUUGAGAACAAUAUGGGUCAAAUCAAGAGGUUUAUCCGCGGUUCAAGUGAUCCACUGAUUCAAGUAGCUAACAGAUUGGCAGAGAGGCAAGCAAUAUCAAGUUCUAAGAAAUCAAAUGUUACCUCUGGUACGCCAAAGACAAAAGAAUGUUACAGAAUGACCAAUGAUAGCUACUGCCUUAUACAUGGAGUUCAAGAAAAUCUGAUUUUUGUGAGUUUUUUUGCAGAAUGGAACCUUUGUACACUAAGCCAUGUGACUCCAGAAUAAUUGGCAUAUUCAAAGGAUUUCGGAAUCACACUAAAAUGUUUCAUACUGACACCACUCAACUGGGACAUAAAGCAAUCAUGAUACCUUUGUCCUUGAUUGAUAAAGAUGAAUACAAUGCGGUAGCGCCUAUACCGCUCAUGCAUUCAGUUUGAUUAGUUAGUCAAGGAAGGAACCAAAGGAAACAAAAUGCAAAGUCACCAUGGAGAAAUUGUUUGAUCUGAAUACUAAGAUACUCCAACAAAUUCAAAUGCUGGAACAGAGACAAGCUGUCAUCAUGAAUGACUUGGCAAAAGUUAAGUCUGUUCUCAUGAAGCGGGCAGAAGAAGAUGCCCAUGAGGAACUUUUUAAACAACAACAGUGCUCCAGCUUUGAAACGUUUGAAGCCUUCUUAUCGAGAGCUUUAUGUACACUAUCUCAUCCAUACUCACGGCAGCUCCAGUAUAGGUGAGAUGGUGAGACAGGCUUUAAAAAGCAUAGCGUCAGACAAUGUUCUCUGUCUGUAUAACAGAACGGGGAAAGAUGGGAAGAAGGUGUUGCCACCUGUGCUCCUGACAUGUUUGAAAAAAUGUGUCAGGUCUUUUCACAAACAAAAUGAAAUAGAGGUGAAGAAGCUAAAAGUAACCACCAGAACAACACCAGACGCGGAAUGUAUUCGCCAAGUAGAAAUUUUUUUGUCCAACGCCAACACCAGGCUGAAAAGGAAAC
This is a messenger RNA of Tachysurus fulvidraco (yellow catfish), 1873 nucleotides long. RefSeq lists its product as uncharacterized. The transcript is spliced from 5 exons. Bases 5 to 1168 code for a protein of 387 amino acids. Lineage: Eukaryota; Metazoa; Chordata; Actinopteri; Siluriformes; Bagridae. The record is from RefSeq and is a predicted model, not a curated record.